This is a messenger RNA of Ochotona curzoniae (black-lipped pika), 942 nucleotides long. It is a transcript of the gene KCTD14, whose product is annotated as potassium channel tetramerization domain containing 14. The record is from RefSeq and is a predicted model, not a curated record. The transcript is spliced from 2 exons. Bases 17 to 772 code for a protein of 251 amino acids. Lineage: Eukaryota; Metazoa; Chordata; Mammalia; Lagomorpha; Ochotonidae. Gene Ontology annotation, molecular function: protein binding. Gene Ontology annotation, biological process: protein homooligomerization.
UAGCUACGUGUAGCACAUGAUGAGUCUCUGCUCCGGGCCGCGGCCCCCAGCCUCCAAAUCCCCGGCGCCACCAACGCGGACGAACGGGCAGAACAUCAUUAAAGUUGUGGAGCUGAACGUCGGGGGUCAGUUGUAUACCACCACUCUGGACACUCUGAGAAAAUUCCCGGACUCCAAGCUGGCAGAGAUGUUUUCUGGCUCAGUUCAAGCCUGCAGGGAUGCGAGGGGUUGCUUCUUCAUUGAUCGCCCCGGCACCUAUUUUGGACCCAUUCUAGACUACCUGCGCAGUGGGCAGCUGCCCACGCAGCACAUCUCCAGCGUGUACCGUGAGGCUCAGUUCUAUGAGAUCAAACCCUUGAUCAAGCUCCUGGAAGACACACCACAGAUCUUUGGGGAACAGGUGGCUCGACGGCAAUUUCUGCUGAAAGUGCCUGGCUACCGUGAGGACCUGGAGCUCAUGGUUCGCCUGGCACGUGCCAGGGCUGUGGCACAGCGCUGUUCCACCAUCAAGGUGUGUGUGAUGUUCUCUGAACAGCAUUCUGUCAAAUGUCCGGUGACCCAGGAGGCAGACACAAUUGUUAUGUUUGCAACUGGGAUGAUCCAAAAGGAUGUGAGUGAUCUUAUGGACUGUGUGAAGAUGGACCUUCAGAACCAGGGUUACCAGGUGUCUUAUCACGGCCCCUUCUUCAAGAGUUCAUCCUUUGCCAGUCUACCUUCCCCCCUCGACCCAGCCCGUAAUUGCUCCUUUGAAUUCAUAUUCACAUGGUGGUGACUCCCAGGGCUAGGACUGUUAAGGGCUCUUGUGAGGCCUGUGAAAUUAAAAGUUGCAUUAAGAGCCAUCUUUCGGCAAGAAUUCACUGAGUUAAGUGGACUGCACUGGUCCUGCAGGAAAAUAAUACUGACUGUGGCAUCAUACCAGUCAAAAUAGGUCCAUGUAGCACC